UUACACAGGUAGAGUGUCUAACACAGCAUUCAAGAAAUAUUAGCUAAUGUCAUCUUAUUAUCUUUAAAAAAUACAGAAUGUAACAUUCAGAGAUCAUCUACCGAGUUCACAUCAAGGCUCCAAGGCACCAUUAGUCGGGGUAGAGAGAGCCAGAGACGAGCUUUGAACCUUGCCUUCAUGGUGACCUUGAGCAAGUAACUCAGCCUCCCCGAACCUCAGCUGUAAGAUGGGGCCAAGAACACCCCUUGCCCACUGUCGUGAGGACCCAGUGACAGUGUGAGAAGCCCGCCUUGUUUGUGGGGCUGCUCACACAUGUGGCUUCCCCUCCUCUUACGACGUUGGUGUGAUUUUGUCAGAAACCAAAGAAGGGGGUCUCUGCCCCAGGACUUUUUUCCUGCCCCAUCAGGAGCAGGGCCAGGAGCGGUGAAACUGGGGCCCCAGGAUGGGUCCUUGCACAGCUUCCUCCAGAAGGGCCCUGGGGUUCACCGUGGGUCAGAGGAAGACAUUCCUGUGUUAUGCACUGUAAGUGCCUGCUCAGGGAGGGGACGGGAGGGGAGGGGAGAGACCGUGCCCUGACCCUGCAAGGGAGGCAUGUCGCCACCCCCCUGUGUUUGUACUACUGGGACUUUGGAGGAUCUGGGGCAUUGUUCCUCUAAGAGGCGUUGGUCUCAGCCCACUGUCAGCCCUGGGGGGGAGGAUCGUCACUCCAGGCCUGGCAGGUUUUAUUAAUCACCUUUUUGUCAGUUUUGAUCCUCUACUGAGAGCGAGAAGAGAGGGAGAGCCUGAGAGCUCCUGCUUUGGGCUGAAUCACACAGCUUUUCAGAGAGAGGGAGCGCUGAGCUGUCAGUUUGGGGCAGGAGGGCUGGGCAGGGUCAGAGGUCAGCCUGAAACCCUGGCUUCCCUGUGAGACCCCAAGCAUGCCGUGGCCCCCUCCCUGGUGCUGACAGCUGCUGGAUGAAACACAGGCCUCCUUCCCUCCCUGCAGAAGACGAAGGGCAGGAAACCCUGACUCUGAGCCUUGUUUCCUGGCUUGCUGAAUCAGCAAAGGGGUUCUCGGGAUCACUUCGAGCCUGGGUCACCCUACCCUAGUCCUUAGCUUGGUGCAGACCCCCUGGCUGCUGUGGGCUAGCAGGCUACCCCCGAGAGGCCAUUCAUGGUAAGUCUGGCCACCUUGGUGAGUGGGAGUUGUAGCCGGAGUCCAGAGUUCUCUAUUCUUAGCCCUGGAAACUUCUCCAUUUAACUUGGGCUCUGAGAGGCCACCUCUAGGCCCUUUUAUUCGGGCCUGAAGCCUUCUCUGGCAGGGAGAUUAAGCAGUCCCUGAGUUUUAGCUACAUCUGAGGCUCCUCGGCAGAGACUAUAUCCUCCCAUGUGGCUCUUGGUCAAGCGCUCACAAGCUGGACAGAUGUCCCGUGACCGGGGGGCUAGAAGGAGCCCUGUCAGGCAUUCCAAGACUUCCUUUCCGGGCUCAACCAUGCCUCGAAGGCAGCUGAUAUAAGGGUAUGAUUGAACCCCGGGGGCAGUCUGAUCCAGCCCUUCUCAACUCCAUACCAUUGACCUUUUGGGCUGGGGAAUUCUUUGUUGUGGGGGCUGUCCCGGGCAUGGCAGGAUAUUUAAUAGUAUCCCUGGUCUCUGUCCUCUAGAUACCUGUGGGAUCCCCCUGUUGUUGCAACUGAAAUGUCUCCAGGCAUUGUCAAACGUUCUCUAGGGAGAAAAAGAGCUCUUAGCCGAGAUCUUCGAAUUAAUCUAGGGGGGCAGAAGUGGGAAUCGUGGUCUCAUUAGGGGCAGGGGGUGUAGGUAAUUGACUGGGAAAGGGUACAGGGCGCUUUAUGGAGUGCUGCAAAUGUUCUGGGUGCUGGGUACAUGUGUUUGAGGCUUCCUACAUAGGUAAGCAUGCAUGGAGUUGGACACAAUUAGUUUGUACAAUUUACCAUAUGAAUUAUAUACCUAGAAAAGGAGUCUUUGUGUCAGUGUGAACCCAACUUGGGUUUUAGUUCUGACUACUCUUAAGCCUUGGUUUCCCCCUGUGUAAAAUGGGGUGACUUGUAGGACCUGCCUCACCAGGUUGCUACAAAGAUUGAAUGACACAGCGAGUAUAUGUAGCUCUGUGCCUGCUUAUGGUGAGGGGUCUGAGUGUGUUCUCUGUCAUGUUAUGAUGUGCCAGGCUGCUUGCUUCUGUAUUCUGUGCCUCAGUUUCCCCCGCUGUGUUAGAAGGUCCCUAAGUUCCCUUGUCACUGGGACUUUAUCGGAUUGUCUUGGCGCUCCCCUGUUGCCCGCCAUCAGCCUAAACAGCUACAAGGGGGUCAAUUCUACAGGACCAAGCCAAGUUUGUCCACAGAUUCGCUGGGAGCACCGGAGUAGGAGAAAUGCUGAGAAGGAUGUAGAACAUCCUAGUCUGAGGGUUUAGAAAUAGAAAGAAGGGGGCUGAGGGCUGCCCGGUGUAGGAGAGAUGUCCCUCGUCACCUCCCCGCUUUCCAGGCUGAGUGGAGGACUGGUAGAGGGGCCAGAAGAGCAAACCCUCUGUCCCCAUUCUAGUACUGGGUGGAGCUGAGAGCCUGUGGAGUGAGCUCCCUAAGUGCAGAGCUGAAGUGGAAUUCAGCUGUCAAAAGGGUAGUCUCAGGCAGAACACUGUGCCCUCUGAAUCAUCCCUUUUGUUAAGGAUUUAAAAAAAAAAAAAUAAAGCCACCCCCAAAGGCACAACCCACCUUGGAGAGCAGAGGUAACUGGGCUUGUGGGAAACAGAGUGCAGCUGGCAGCAGUCAGAGGGUGGGGAAGGGAGGAGAGAAGAUGGGGCAAUUGUUCAACCUGCUGGAGGACAGUAUAAAAGGCACCCACUCUGGGGAAGAGCCACAGUCUUCGGCCCAGGCCAAGCCCCGCUCCUGUCCACACCUGCUGCUUCUUUUGCUCUCACCAUGAGCUGCCGCCUGCAGAGCUCUUCCGCCAGCUAUGGUGGUGGUUUUGGGGGUGGCUCUUGCCAGCUAGGAGGAGGCCGCAGUGUCUCUGCCUGCUCAACCCGCUUUGUCUCUGGGGGCUCAGCUGGGGGCUAUGGGGGCGGCAUGAGCUGUGGCUUUGGUGGAGGGGCUGGUAGUGGUUUUGGAGGUGGCUUUGGAGGUGGCCUUGGAGGUGGCCUUGGAGGUGGCUUUGGAGGUGGCCUUGGCGGUGGCUUUGGUGGGGGUUUUGGCGGUGGCUUUGGUGACUACGGUGGUGGUGAUGGAGGCCUCCUUUCUGGCAAUGAGAAGAUCACUAUGCAGAACCUCAACGACCGCCUGGCCUCCUACCUGGAGAAGGUGCGGGCCCUGGAGGAGGCCAACACAGAGCUGGAGGUCAAGAUCCGGGACUGGCACCAGAAGCAGAGCCCCAGCAGCCCGGAGCGGGACUACAGCCCCUACUUCAAGACCAUUGAGGAGCUCCGUGACAAGAUCCUGGCGGCCACCAUCGACAACAACCGGGUCAUCCUGGAGAUUGACAAUGCCCGGCUAGCGGCGGAUGACUUCAGGCUCAAGUACGAGAAUGAGCUGGCCCUGCGCCAGAGCGUGGAGGCCGACACCAAUGGCCUGCGGCGGGUGCUGGAUGAGCUGACCCUGUCCAAGGCCGACCUGGAGAUGCAGAUUGAGAGCCUGAACGAGGAGCUGGCCUACCUGAAGAAGAACCACGAGGAGGAGAUGAAGGAGUUCAGCAGUCAGGUGGUAGGCCAGGUCAACGUGGAGAUGGACGCCACCCCGGGCAUUGACCUGACCCGCGUGCUGGCCGAGAUGAGGGAGCAGUAUGAGGCCAUGGCGGAGAAGAACCGGCGGGAUGCCGAGGAAUGGUUCCACAGCAAGAGUGCAGAGCUGACCAAGGAGGUGACCUCUAGCACUGCCAUGAUCCAGACCAGCAAGACAGAGAUCACGGAGCUGAGGCGCACACUCCAGGGCCUGGAGAUUGAGCUGCAGUCCCAGCUCAGCAUGAAAGCCGGGCUGGAGGGCACCGUAGCAGAUACGGAGUGCCGCUACGCCACGCAGCUGCAGCAGAUCCAGGGGCUCAUUGGCAGCCUGGAGGCCCAGCUGAGCGAACUCCGCAGUGAGAUGGAGUGCCAGAACCAGGAGUACAAGACGCUGCUGGACAUCAAGUCGCGGCUGGAGCAGGAGAUCGCCACCUACCGCAGCCUGCUGGAGGGCCAGGAUGCCAGGAUGGCUGGCCUGACCUCCUCAGGAGGGAACUCCAGUGUCACAGUCACCACCACCAGCAGCAACUCUUCCGGUCGCCGCACUUCAGGCACCGGUAGGCUUUAAAUCCACUCGGCAUCUUCUCCCUCUGUCUUCAGCAUCCAGAGGAGAGAACUGAUGGGUCCCCGCUGGAGAAAGGGGGAGACCGCAGGGUGCUCCCUGGCCCCGCACUUUCCUGAGGGCGGGCGCUCCCUGCUUCUCUCCCCGUGGGCUUCCUCUUCUCCCUUACCUGGUUCCUCAGGCUUCUCAGCUUCUCUACUAAAAAGAAAAGAUAAUUCAAUAAAGUUUCCUGCUUUUUUU
Molecule: messenger RNA, 4502 nt
Organism: Mustela lutreola (European mink)
Lineage: Eukaryota; Metazoa; Chordata; Mammalia; Carnivora; Mustelidae
Product: keratin, type I cytoskeletal 13
Exons: 8
Coding region: 2910-4268 (452 amino acids)
Molecular function (GO): structural molecule activity
Source: RefSeq, a predicted model, not a curated record